This is a messenger RNA of Laccaria bicolor S238N-H82, 2307 nucleotides long. RefSeq lists its product as uncharacterized. The record is from RefSeq and is a predicted model, not a curated record. The coding region runs from base 1 to 2307 and encodes 768 amino acids. The transcript is spliced from 21 exons. NCBI's taxonomy places the organism in Eukaryota, Fungi, Basidiomycota, Agaricomycetes, Agaricales, Hydnangiaceae.
AUGUGCAAGGGUUUGCAAACCCUUAGGGGAACGUUACAUACAUCAACAACAAACAAACACUUUUCUUUCUCAACUACCACUAUCCACAUUGACGACCACCCGCAACCGCGACCAACAACCCCACCUUCUGCAACCACCGCCGUUCGACGUUCUGAACCACCAUCGCACACGUCGACAACAACGACAACAUGGCAACGCCACAUCAGCAGCCCAACGGCUGACGGCGACCUGGCACGUCAACGGACGUGCCACGUCGUCCAGACGGUGACGACGCAAUCGUCGUCACUGCCCACAUUAGUUCAGGUGCCACCCGAAUGGAUGACAGGUGACGGUGACGACCUGGCAUGUCAACGAGCGCCCAACACCAUGAAAAGUGAUGAAUGCCCAGCACCACCACUCGAGCCCAGGUGCUACGUCGCUGUUAGCAACGUGGCAACCAAACGACGAACAACGGCCAAUUCGUCGUUCGUCGUUGUCAUCCAUCUUAUGACCCACCGAUUACAUGACACAAUGAUGACACCGCGCUGCAACAACGACACGACGACAAUGACAGUGGACGGUCGAACGACCGACACAACGACAUCUGAUGACACGACAAAAAGAGGGGGGCAUCACCUUGACUUAUUGUACAUUAUCCUUGACCCUAACGUUCACCCGUUGUGGGUUUUCGACCCCCCAAACCCUGUACAAACCCCUACCCCCACCCCUGAAAUACCCUUACCCAUGGAAAGGGUACAGCUGUCUGCCAUUGGUAGCAUCUACCUUGCGUCCACCCGUCCUUGGUGGUUGAAAUAUUAUCGAAUCCUGAGCAAGAGAAAUGAGAUUCGGCAGAUCCCAGCAGCGGAAAUUGAAUUCUCAUUGGUGAAAUGCGGACUGCUCUCAGAGGCCGCGUAUGCUUCGUUCCUCUUCGACAGUGGUCCUUGUGAGGCAUGCGGAAAUGAGACAGUACAGCCUUAUGCAUCGUUUGCAUUGCGACUCAGAUUGUGUCCGAAGGACUCUUGCAUGAGGGUGUUUUUGACAACGUGGCCUACGAUCACUCCGAUUUGUCGCCGAACGGCUUGGACGACCACGUUAAACGAAUAUGAAAACAUGACUGACCGUUCUUCGUAUGCCGAGAUCUGUGCCGACCUAUACGAUUGGUUUACUAGGGUUCAAAAUGCCUUCCGUCUACACAAGAAAGAAAAGGAAGCUGCCAGAAAAGGUCUUGUAACUCUAAAUGGAUGGGACUUCUGGGACAUGAUGAAUUGUACCGUUUAUGGGCCUUACCACAAGCACAAAAACCGAAUCUAUGAGCAAGUUGGCGGCGUCGCAGAAGCCGCCCAUAGAAAGAGUAGAGAAGAAGCACUCCAACAUCAUUCCCGCCUCCGCUCUGCCGUACCCGCUCAGGGUGAAUCGCGAAAACCGGCCGCUGUGUCUGCGUUUUUAAAGCUCCCAGUUCUCGACCCCUUGCAAUCCCCUGGAUCGUUACCAGACGACACCAGCGUUUCCAAGACUCUGAAGAAGGAUCCUUUCGUGACUUGCAUUCUCGAGGGUCAGGUGGCUCAAUGGACAGACAAAGCUAGACAAGAUUUUGGAGUCAUGUUCGGCUAUCCGGCAGAAUGGAAGUCCGCGAACAAAAACAUAGUACAUCCAGCAGAGCGGCUAUCUGCGAGGUAUUUGUGCAAAAAAUGCAAGUACUUCCCUACCAAAUAUCGCGAUGACGAAUGUUUGGAUUUCGCGGGUGCAUGUGCACAUCAGUGUGUGGUAGGAAAUCCGAAAGCCAAGAAGAACGGACAGGCCAAAUGGACUGUUCCAAACUUCAAGAAGGAUGAUAAAGCUUCUGCGGCUCUAAAGCAGUUGAUUGCAAUAUUUGGCCAUGAUAACCAGAAGUCAAGCGCCAAGGAUGUUCUAUCCCGUAAUAAUUAUGUUCUCUGUGUCUCUUGUGACCCUCCUUUGUAUGUUUGUACCGCCGGCGUUGCGGGCCACAGUCAUCGACACGAAGAGAUGAAGAUGCAGAUUGCCAUCACUGGAUACGAUCCAUUGGUUAUGGGCGCGCACGAUGUCGAAAGGGGUCUUGACGGUCAAAGUUGUACAGGAGAAGAUCAUUUUUGGGUGCCGACAUUGCUUGCCAACUUCGAAAUGGGCAGGGACGUUGAUUGGGUCGGCGGGAGGGGGGUCUUUUGCCACUUGACAUCAACAACCGGAGGCGAUGAUACAGCUGGGGCGGAACAACCCUCUGACGCUUUUGGAGAGGAGGAAAAGAACGAGAGAAAAGAGAAGCAACCCAAAUUAUUCAGUUUCAAUGGUUUUGCUUUCCCGCAGGCAUAA